Molecule: messenger RNA, 768 nt
Organism: Eimeria necatrix
Lineage: Eukaryota; Apicomplexa; Conoidasida; Eucoccidiorida; Eimeriidae
Exons: 7
Coding region: 1-768 (255 amino acids)
Source: RefSeq, a predicted model, not a curated record
AUGCACAUUGCUAGACUGGGAAGAGCUGCGAGCUUUAUUCUGCUCACUGCACGAGCAACAGUUCUACAGAGGGGGAUCAAUUUCGGCAGGAGAAGAGGAUUCAGUCAUUCAGUGGGAAUGGCUUCAGAAGGCGCUGCAACUACACAUACACCGGAGGGAAUGCUAUCCGUCGGCCUAGAACCAUUUUGCUUUAGGCAAUUCGAUGAUCCGAAGUACCCGGGAACAGUAAUUCCAAUGGAUAAAGAUAUGUUUAUGAAACAGCUUCACGAGAUCUUGAAGCGAAAAAGCUUGACUCUAGUUGACGGCUACGCCCCUUUUUGCAAGCACCUAUUUAUUGAAAACUUCACAGAAGCUAGAGCCUCUGCGAUCCCAAUUACAGAGGACAAUGUAGGCCAUAUCCGCACGGGGUACUUGGCUCGGAGGCCAGAAGAACUUCCUGUUUUGUCCCGGUGGCUGCCAGCGUCCGUCGUUCGACAUCAAUUGCAUCGUGCUAAAUACCUCGAUCUAAUUCUCUACUCUCGGGAGCAAAUCGCUAAAGAAAAUGCUGCAAUGACAAAGAGUGAAGUCCUUAUCGAUCCAACCAAGCCUGAGUGGUUCAUAGUGUCUAUUAAGGCACAAGAUGAACCGUUUGAGCUUCCUAUGAACCCUAUAACGAUCAUGCGGAAUGCGCUCAUAGAGGAGGGAGGCAGCGGCGUGUCCAUAAAUCGCGAAGCUUACGCGCGCUCGGUGGAAUACUGGAGUAACCAUGUGGUGGUGCAAGAGGACUGA